This is a messenger RNA of Ipomoea triloba (trilobed morning glory), 1256 nucleotides long. RefSeq names its product myb-related protein 308-like. The coding region runs from base 129 to 1052 and encodes 307 amino acids. The record is from RefSeq and is a predicted model, not a curated record. Lineage: Eukaryota; Viridiplantae; Streptophyta; Magnoliopsida; Solanales; Convolvulaceae. The transcript is spliced from 2 exons.
CACGACUUGUGCACAAACUUGUGGAGUUGUGGACUCGUAGCCCCUCUCUUAUAUACUUCUCCCCCUCCUCUCUUCUUCUCCAGCCAUCUUCAGUUCUUUUCUCCUUGAACUCACAGAGACAUUUAGACAUGGGAAGAGCUCCUUGCUGCUCCAAAGAAGGGCUUAGAAAAGGGCCUUGGUCUGCUAAGGAGGAUUUGCUGCUCACUAAUCACAUUCAAGAACAUGGUGAAGGCCAAUGGAGAUCUUUGCCCAAGAAAGCUGGGCUACUGAGGUGCGGAAAGAGUUGCAGGCUGAGAUGGAUGAACUACCUGAGACCGGGGAUUAAACGGGGGAAUUUCAGCCAGGAAGAGGAGGAUCUGAUCGUGCGGCUACAUUCACUCCUGGGGAACAGGUGGUCCCUCAUUGCAGGCAGGUUGCCAGGUCGAACGGACAAUGAGAUCAAGAACUACUGGAACACUCAUCUCCUCAAAAAACUCAAGAGCGCCGGGAUCGAACCCAAGCCCCGCCAGGCCAAGAAAAAACCGGCAAAACCCCGCCCAGAUUCCCAGAACCUCAACCCCAAUAAAAAGAAGAAGCAAAAAGCUAGAAACUCCGAACAACCUCUCCGGCAAGCCGAUCAGACCACGCCGCCGGAGAAAACCCAGAAUCGGACAAAAGUUUACGCUCCGAAACCCAUCAGGCUCUCCCCGCCGGGGAUCUCGAGGAUCAACAGCCUCGAAGACGUCGCCGGCAGCGCCUCCUCCAGCUCCGGCGAGGUCGACAACAAAGCGGCGGUUACAGCGGACCCGCCGCCGUUCAUCCCGUGGCACUUAUACGAGCUAGGAGGAGACGUGGACUUCUGUGAUCAAAUCCUGGACGGCUGUGAUCUCUCCUCCCCUAAGUGCUCGGGCCCCACCACUGAUGGCCUUCUGGAGAAGGUGUACGAUGAGUAUCUCCACCUUCUUUCCGAGAAUUGCUUUGAAUCUUUGACCGAUGAUUAUUUGUGCGAUUAUCCUUUCGUGGACGAUAAUGUAGCCCCGACAACAUCGAGCAAUAAUUCGGAUCUUAAUUAAAAUUACCGUGAGUAAUAAUGGAGUGGGUAAUGAGUAAUUUUACUGCGGGCUAUCGUCAGUAAAAAUGUAAAGUUGUGUUGUGUAAUUGUAGCGGUAACGAAAAGGCAGUGAAGUAAUUUUGUUUGGUUUUUACUAUGUAUUUCCAUUUUGGACAACAGAAAAUAAAGGUGUAUAGUAUUAGCACGUGACACGAUUUGAUGCUCA